Molecule: messenger RNA, 1761 nt
Organism: Pogona vitticeps (central bearded dragon)
Lineage: Eukaryota; Metazoa; Chordata; Lepidosauria; Squamata; Agamidae
Gene: PGK1
Product: phosphoglycerate kinase 1
Biological process (GO): glycolytic process; gluconeogenesis
Cellular component (GO): cytosol
Molecular function (GO): ADP binding; phosphoglycerate kinase activity; ATP binding
Source: RefSeq, a predicted model, not a curated record
AUUUCCCGGGUCGUGAGGAAAGGAAAGCGAAGGCCGCCGACAUGUCUCUCUCCAACAAGCUCACGCUGGACAAGGUGGACGUGAAGGGGAAGCGGGUCGUCAUGAGAGUUGAUUUCAAUGUCCCCAUGAAGAACAAUGCAAUAACCAACAACCAAAGAAUCAAGGCAGCUGUGCCAAGCAUCAAGCACUGCUUGGAUCAUGGAGCCAAGUCUGUUGUCCUGAUGAGUCACUUGGGUCGGCCUGACGGAGUUCCAAUGCCGGACAAGUUCUCUUUGGAGCCCGUGUCGGCUGAGCUCAAAUCACUGCUAGGCAGGGAUGUCACAUUCUUGAAAAACUGUGUGGGUCCAGAGGUGGAGGCGGCUUGUGCUAAUCCUGCAAAUGGCUCUGUCAUUCUUCUGGAAAACCUCCGAUUCCAUGUUGAAGAAGAAGGAAAGGGCAAGGAUGCCUCAGGGAAUAAGAUCAAGGCUGAUCAAGCAAAGGUAGAUGCUUUCAGAGCAUCACUUUCUAAACUAGGAGACGUGUAUAUCAAUGAUGCUUUCGGAACUGCACAUAGAGCCCACAGUUCCAUGGUUGGUGUCAAUCUGCCUCAGAAGGCUGCAGGGUUCCUGAUGAAGAAAGAACUGGACUAUUUUGCUAAGGCUUUAGAGCAUCCAGAGCACCCCUUCCUAGCAAUCCUUGGAGGAGCGAAAGUUCAAGAUAAGAUUCAGCUGAUCAAUAACAUGCUGGAUAAAGUCAAUGAGAUGAUUAUUGGCGGUGGGAUGGCAUUCACCUUUCUCAAGGUUCUCAACAACAUGGAGAUUGGCAACUCAUUGUUUGACGAAGAGGGAUCAAAGAUCGUCAAGGACCUGAUGGCCAAGGCAGAGAAGAAUGGGGUGCGGAUCUCUUUGCCCGUGGACUUCAUCACUGCAGAUAAAUUUGAUGAGAAUGCCAACACUGGAAAAGCUACAGUGGCCUCUGGGAUCCCUGCUGGAUGGAUGGGCUUGGACUGUGGCCCUGAAAGCAUUAAGCUGUUUGUUGAAGCGGUGGGCAGAGCCAAGCAGAUUGUGUGGAACGGUCCAGUCGGUGUGUUUGAGUGGGAGAAAUUUGCCGGCGGAACCAAAGCUGUGAUGGAUAAGGUUGUGGAAGUUACAGCCAAAGGAUGUGUUACCAUCAUUGGUGGUGGAGACACUGCUACAUGCUGCGCUAAGUGGAACACUGAAGAUAAAGUUAGUCAUGUUAGCACUGGAGGUGGUGCCAGCCUGGAACUUCUAGAAGGUAAAGUUCUUCCUGGGGUCGCUGCUCUGAGCAACGUGUAAUGCGUACGUGUCACGCAGGAUGGAUCAGAACAUCCUCCCUCACAUGUUCCUGUGCACCUUGUCCUGCGAGCAGCCACUGCAGUGCUUCUUUUUAUCUGUACCAUCAGCAGAUCACAAGAAUGUAAACUGGAAGCAAGUAAAGGGAUUUGAUGCGGUUAAGAUGUCUGUUUAGCAGAGUUGCAGUUUACAUGAUGCUGAUGGGUCCACAGUUACCCCAUCUGAACUACUGUAGUGUUAAAUGGUUUUUGUGGUUUUAGAGUGUAUAUAUUUAUAUUUUUUGCCUUUUGUAAAAGGCCAAGUUUCCCCAGUAGUUGCCAACUUCUCAAAACCAGUUUCUCCGUUCUGCUUCAACAGUGUUUCCAACUGCUGCUAUUUGUCACUUUUACACAAGCCAGGGGAAAAAUACAAAUUUCUGGACAUUGAAGACAAUGUUAGCUUCUAAAUAAACGUUUAAGUUGCAAAUAAA